GCACUUCCGUGUUUACACACCCACAAAGGCAGACUGGAGUCCAGCGGCUGUCGGGCGAUGUUUACCCUGCGAGCGUAGAGUGGUGGUGAGGAAAGUGACAGUCACACAGGAGAGGUGCUGAUCACAGGUAAUUAGGUUCUGCUGCCCUUUUCUAAAGCGGAAUGUUCACUCGAAGGGGGCAUGGAGAUGUCAAGAAAUCUACACAGAAAGUUUUGGACCCAAGGAAGGAUGUAAUGACCCGGCUGAAACACCUUCGGGCUCUGUUAGAUAUUGACAAGAGUGAACUGAAGGCAUUCUUUGAGAGUAACAGCUCUCAGAUUUAUUUUAUCUUCUAUGAAAAUUUCAUUUCACUGGAAAGCAACUUAAAACAGAAAGGGAACAAAUCUCAAAGAGAAGAGCUGGACUCUAUCCUCUUUAUUUUUGAAAAAAUUUUGCAGCUUUUGCCUGAGAAAAUCUACAAUCGUUGGCAAUUUCACAGCAUAGGAUCCAUACUUAAAAAACUUCUACACACUGGAAACUCAUUCAAGAUCCGUUGUGAGGGCAUCCGGCUCUUCUUGCUGUGGUUACAGGCCCUGAGGGAAAACUGUGCUGAAGAGCAGUUUCUUAUCUUUGCCUGUCUGGUACCAGGCUUCCCUGCAGUGCCCUCCUCUCGAGGACCCUGCACUCUGGACACCAUCAUCUACAAUCCUUUCUCUACCCCUCCAGAUGCAAAGGUGGUGCCCGAGGAGAUAACACCACUUGUACCAGCUGUAGUGGGAGAAAAGGUUGCUGACGAUCAGACCUGCUCCAUUCUUGAAACAUUGCUCAAGUUUAUGGUCAUUCAGGCAGCCAGUUUAGAAUGGAGGAACAAAGAGAACCAGGACACUGGAUUCAGGUUCCUCUUUAGUCUGUUUAAGAAGUACUACCUGCCACAUCUCUUCCCCUCUUUCACCAAGCUCACCAAUCUGUACAAGCCUUUAUUAGAACUGCCUCACCAUAGACCUAAACCCCUGUAUGUGCCAGUCACCCGGAAUAAUGAAAGCACCUUCUGCACAAGGGACCAGUACCUGGCUCCUCGUGUGGCCUUCAUCACCUGGCUCGUCACCUUCUUUCUAGAGAAGAAAUAUGUCAGCAGUGCUGCCACGGUGCAGAGCGCCAAGAAUGGCACAGAGGUUAUUAAACUCAUCCAGACUGUCACUGCAGGCAGUGGCAGCCAAGAGAAGGAUAAGACUGAUGGGGACACAAAUGGACCAGUGGGAGAGCCUGAGAAGAGCCACUCCAACAGCAGUACUCUGUCCAACAGAAGACCCAGUGACUCCAGUCUGUGUAGCAUUGAGGAGGAGCAUCGGCAGGUCUAUGAAAUGGUGCAUGGAAUUCUGCUCUCCACCAGGGAAAAUGUGAAUUUUGUUAAUGAGGUCUUUCAUCAGGCCUUUUUGCUGCCAUCCUGUGAGGCAUCUGCUACCAGAAAAGUAAUCCGUGUGUAUAGAAAGUGGAUUCUGCAGGAAAAGCCAAGCUUUAUGACAGAACCUGAAAAGAACACACAGGGGGAUGAAGUGGAUGAAGGCACAGCACAGAUCAUCACUGCAGAUAAUAACAGCAUGCAUGUACAGGUGGAGAAUCUUGGCCACAGGCGCUCAUCCAGCUGGGGCAGAACAUAUUCAUUUAGCAGUGCCAUCAAUCGGGGUUUCCUCACUGAGGAACAGAACAGAGACAUCAAGGCUGGUAUCCAGCCCACACUACAGGUCUUCCUGACCAACUCAUCUAAUGUGUUCCUUUUGGAGCCUUGUCAGGAUGUCCCUAAACUGUUGGAAAACCAGGUGGAGGUUUGCAAAGGAGUUUUAAGUAUAUAUCGCCACAUGAUUAUGGAGCACACGAUGAACACACAGACAUGGGAACAACUGCUGCAGGUGUUGCUGAGAAUCACAGAAGCCGUGAUGAAAAGGCCUCAUGAUAACCAAAGAAAAGACUGUUUUGCUGAACGUUUAGCAUCUAUUCUUUUCAGAACCAUCAUUGUAGCAUGGGUGCGAGCCAACCUGUGUGUAUUUAUUGCCCGGGAGUUAUGGGACGAGCUGCUGGCAGUCUUGUCCUCUCUCACCUGCUGGGAGGAGCUGGUGACUGAAUGGGCCAGCAUAAUGGACUCUCUAACAACUGUGCUGGCUCGAACUGUUUAUGGUCUGGAUAUGAACAACCUGCCUCUGGACAAACUCAGCGAACAGAAAGAGAAAAAGCAGAGGGGACGUGGGGUUGGCCAUGACUCUCAGAAGUCUGCAGCAGUGGCACGCUCCUUCUCUCUGAGCUGGAGGAACCAUGGUGAGCAGAGCGUGCCGGGGGCCCAGGAACCAAUGAGAAUUCGCUCUGCAACAACAUCAGGAGCUCCUGGUGUGGAAAAAGCUCGCAACAAUGUCCGGCAGAAAGCCAAUGACUUGGAGGAGUGUCAGCUAUCAGAAUGUGGUGCCGAGGAAGAGCUUGAAAACAACGAGAGUCCACUCCCACGAAGCAGCAGUACUUCUGAUAUCACCCAGCAACUUUCUGAAUCUAUACAAGGCCAGAAGAGAGAUUAUUCCCCGCCUUCCAUAGGCUCUGAAAGCAGAGUGUCUGACGGCCAGAGAGAAAACAGUGACCCACCCUCGAUAUUUAUUCAACUGAGUAGUAGCCCAGCCGAUACAGAGAGCAAUACAGAUGAUCAUACAGCUUUUAUAAGGCCCAAGCUCAGGGAGAAAAGUGAAAGUGUCAGCAGUGAAACAUCCAAUGGCUACCUCAAUGAAGCCGAGGUGACAUGGCAGGCCUUUGAUGAGGAGGCUGACACCCAGUCCACCCAGUCCACACACAUGGAUGUAACCACAGAGCCACAGAGCCAGGGAAGUCUGCUCCUCAGCCACUCUGAAGCUCUAGCAGGACCUGAGUGUGCUCUCCAUUCUCCCUCAACCCCUCAGUCCUUCCACUACCCUCUGAAUCCCCCUGCCUCACCUGCCCUGUUAGUGCACCCUGAGUGCCCACGGGACUGCUCCCUGGACAACCCCAUGCAUCAGUCUGUCUUACACAUGCCACAUCAUUUGGACAGUAGUGAAUGUUUAACUGAUGAUGUCAGCAUAAUUGCUGGUGGUACUCUCACUGGUUGGCACGCAGAUUCUGCCUUCGUCCUGUGGAGAAGAAUAUUGGGCAUUCUCGGUGAUGUAAAUAAUAUUCGAUGCCCUAAGAUUCAUGCCAAAGUCUUUUCUUAUCUUUAUGAACUUUGGCACAAGUUGGCAAAGAUUCGAGACAAUCUUGGCAUUAGUGUGGACAACCAGUCUUCCCCUCCACAACCACUGUUCAUCCCUCCUCUCAGAAUGAUGGCAUCAUGGUUGUUUAGGGCAACCAUGCUUCCAGCAGAGUACAAGGCGGGGAAACUGCAGGCCUAUAAGCUCAUCUGUGAGAUAAUGACCAGGCACCAGGACCUGCUUCCAAACAGUGACUUUUUGGUGCAUCUUUACUACAUAAUGCACAAGGGUUUUACAAGCGAUGACCAGGAUGUUUUGAACACAAUCAUUGGAUUUUGUUCUCCUCGAUUCUUCUUUCUUGGACUGCCAGGCUUCACAAUGCUGAUUGGAGACUUCAUUAUGGCUGCUGCUAAUAUUCUAGGUUCUGACUCCCUUGAGGCGCCCAGGGUGGAGGCACAGACAAUCUUGGGUUCCCUUGUGUGUUUCCCAGACCUUUACCUCCAGAUUCCAGUACUACAGAGUAUCAGAGGCUCAGAUGAUAUAGUAGUUGGGAAAGAAGAUAUCAAAGAUUUUCUGGUAAACAUCCUUCUAGAGUCUGCCAGAAAGGAGCACUGUGAAGGAGCAAGAUGUAUUGCUGUGUGCAGUUUGGGUCUGUGGAUAUGUGAGGAGUUAAUGCAAAAGAAAAUACACCAUCAAGUCAAAGAUGCCAUCAACGUUUUGGGAGUAACACUAAAAUUUGGGAACAAAGCUGUUGCACAUGUAGCCUGCGAUGUACUGCAGUUGCUCAUCUGUCACUGGGAACAUCUCCAGAAGUUGGAUACUGCACUGCCAAAGAAAAUCAUUGAGAUCUUUGUGGCCACAAUAGCCUUUUUGUUACCCAGCGCAGAGCACUCAACAGUGGAAGCAGACAAAAAGUUACUGGUGUCUCUGUUGCUGUGUCUGUUGGACUGGUGUAUGGCUGUUCCCCUGAGCCUGCUGCUUGAACCCAUCACCAUGCCAACAUUAGAUGAGUGCAAUGCUCAGAAGGCCCCCAUUUUGGACUACAUCUACAGGGUACUGCACAGUUGUGUGUUCGGUUCCAAUCUGUACACCCAACAGAGCCACUACCUCCUGAGUUUGUCAGACCUGUCGACUGACUAUGACCUCAUGUUGGGUCAAGUUAAGAGCUGUGAGCCCGCACCCUCCCAGGCAACCACCACAGAUUUUGGAAAUCUACUGACUGUUGCAGAAGAAAAACGUCGGCGAAACAUGGAGGUGAUUCCUCUUACCGCUCGCAUGGUCAUGACACACCUGGUCAACCAUCUUGGCCACCACCCUCUCAGUGGUGGCCCAGCACUUCUGCACAGCCUUGUCAGUGAAAAUCAUGACAACCCGUUCGUGGAGUCAUCGGAGCUCUCCUCUGAGGUCUUCAAAAGCCCAAACCUGCAGUUGUUUGUCUUUAAUGACAGCACUCUGGUGUCCUAUCUACAAGUCCCUGCGGACGAGCACACCAUUGGCCAGCCCCCAACUUCCUCCUCCCAUGUACGGGUAAUUGUUCGGGAUAUCUCAGGCAAAUACUCCUGGGAUGGUUCAGUCCUUUACUGCACUAACUAUGAAGAUUCUGUUGAUAUAGGCACUAUAAAUAUCCCCCUUUCACCCACUACUAGACUCAGUCAAAGUUUGUCUCAUUCCACAUCAAGAGGAAGUUAUAAAAAACAGCAUUCAUUUUCGAACUGUAGUGACGACCAGGAGCUAGACAUCCUUGAUAAGCUUUUGGAGGAUUUAGGGUACACCAGCCCAGAGUGCCUGCCCCACCCGCAGCUUAAGCUCAAUCAGCCUGCUCCUUCACCCUGUGGCAUGAAUCUGGAACAAGAGGGAGCCAUUCUAGAGGCCAUUCUUAAGCAAACUCAGCAGGAAGAGGACCAGGUGAGAAAGUGGGAUGCAGACGUAAGCUAUAGGGCCGCCUUCCAGAGAGAACCCUCCCACCAGGAGCCCAAAGCUCCUUUCUACUUCUGCCGGCUGCUUCUCAAUGACCUUGGCAUGAACUCAUGGGAUCGCAGGAAAAGUUUCCAUUUGCUAAAGAAAAACUCCAAACUGUUGCGGGAAUUGAAGAACUUGGAUUCAAGGCAAUGUCGUGAGACGCACAAGAUCGCUGUGUUUUACAUCGGUGAAGGUCAAGAGGAUAAGUGCUCAAUCUUGUCUAACUGCGCUGGCAGUCAGGACUAUGAAGAUUUUGUUUCAGGCCUUGGAUGGGAGGUGGACCUAGCCACACACUGUGGCUUUAUGGGUGGGCUUCAGAGGAAUGGCAGCACAGGUCUAACAGCUCCUUACUAUGCUACCUCCACCAUGGAAGCCAUCUUUCAUGUCUCAACACGAAUGCCAUCAGAUUCCGAUGAUUGCCUCACCAAGAAGCUGCGUCACCUGGGAAAUGAUGAGGUGCACAUAGUGUGGUCGGAGCACUCCAGGGACUACCGCCGCGGCAUCAUCCCUACCGACUUUGGAGAUGUGCUGAUAAUCAUCUAUCCAAUGAAGAACCGUGUGUAUUUCAUCCAGAUAAUAAAGAAGCCACAGGUUCCGUUCUUUGGCCCCUUGUUCGAUGGUGCCAUCAUUACUGGGACCCUCCUGCCAAGCUUGGUGCGCGCAACGUGCAUCAAUGCCAGUAGAGCUGUCAAGUCUCGGCUCACGCUCUACCAGAGCUUUUAUGAGGAGCGGGCACUCUACCUGGAGGCUAUUAUUCAGAAUCACAAAGAAGUCAUGACAUUUGAAGACUUUGCAUCGCAGGUGUUUUCGCCCUCUCCUGGAUAUCCAAUGAGUGGGACAGGCUCCUUCACUGGCAGUGCGAGUACUGAGGCCAGCUCUACCACUGCAGCCACAGACUCAGUCUGUGACCAGAUGUCACCCACUCUGCCCCGUGCCACAAAGCAUCGAGUUUCUGGAAAACUCCGCCGCUCAGCCAGCGCUAUAAGCAAAUCAUCUGCCUGAAAUCAUCUUCUAACCCAGGAUCACCGCCUUUACUGUCAUGUUUAAUAACCUCACGAGCGGCGACUGCAAGGCAUUUUGUGUGCUAUACAUGCUUUAUUAUGUGUCAUAUACAACUGGAACUUUAUGCAAUUUUUUUAUUUAUGUGUCAGUCACUGGAUUUGUUCAUGUGUUGGGGGUAAUUUGGGAUGCUUAGGAUCGAUUGAGAGGUCUUGUACCAAACAUUCUAACUGAUGCAGUAAAGAUAAUUUAGACUGUUUUCAUGCUCACACACUUAAUCCAUCCCAUUUACAGUCAGAGCACUGAAUGACACAGGUAAAUGGUGAAGUAUGGAACUGCACAAGACUUUGGUGUCCAUUUAAAAUGUGUCUUUUAUACCUCUCUUUGCACUUGCCAUGGCCCUUCUAUGUUAAACACACUUGUUUAUAUGUUUGGACAUUUUAGUAGUUUUUUUACUGUUCAUUUGCGUCUGUUGGACCAUAUUUACGGUCCAUCCUGCUGAAAGAAGUGACUUGUGGGGACUUCCUCCCCAGACCCAUUUGUACACUGGCACAACCACACAGACUGCCUGGCUAAAGUGUGCUGCCAGGGCAUUUUUAAUUGUUUUGAACCCAGAGUGGACAAUCAAUGAUGUCUUUCUAACUUAACCUGAGCUGAAAUUUGUUAGGGGCUUUUUAUCACUAAUUUUCUAUUUUAAACGAAUUCCAAUGGAUUCUGUCAUGAUUUGAUUUAUGCAACUCUGCUGGAAUGAGAAAGUCUGCGUCUGUAAUUGUUUUGUGAUGUUGUUAACACAGACUCAUGUCCGGUAAUAGGAUAAGUUCCUUUCGUCUCUUUCCUCUGCUAUCGGUUUCAUCCUGUGGAGCGAAGGCAUUGACAUUCCAACAUUUCUGCACUAACUGUCAUUAAUUACCUAUCACUGAAUGUUUGAUUACUGUUUGCUACAGUGUACUUUAAUUAUUUUGUUUGUCUGUCUGAGAUGUAUGUAUAGAGGUAUUUGAAUUGUUAUUUUGUUAUUAUGAUUUCCUGUGUUAUUAAGAUUCAUUGCAAUGCCUCAGGUGACUUUGAAUCCAUGCACUGGAGUGAGUAUGUGUGCGUCAUCUCCCCAAUGACUUUGACUGUGCCUCUGUCCCAUCUGCCCCUUUCUGCCUCUGCUAGUAACCAUGAUCACCACUUUCAUUCUUUGUCCCUUCAUUUUUCUCUCACCCUGCCUUCUGAUUUUGCGUUUCCCACCAAAACAACAGAUGGGUGAAAUUGUGGGCUUCUGAUAUUUAUAAAUACUCUGCCUUGUUUUAAACUGAAAGGAUAGACACCAGCUCCUCCUCUUUCCCAUAAUCACCUCCCCAUUUUGCCUCCGUACAGGGGCCUCAGGGCCGUACCAGGGAGUGCUUUUUAGGUGGCAUGCCAGUGCUCAACUAUCACAACCUUCCUAGCAACAGCUACUGCUCCUCCAACCUGCCCUGCUCCGGCUCCUGUCGCCAUGGCAGACAGGUGUUCUAGGCAAACACACACACAUUACUAGCACCUUUCUGAGGGCUCCACCCAUAGCUGCAACACUAGCCCCAUCUGUUGCAGCACUACUAUGCCUUAUUUUCCCCAAGCUCACCCUCCUCCGAUCGCUUUCACCCCGCACUCAUAUGCCGCCUGCUACCUGUAUGUGCUCCCCAUGACAGAAAACUAAGGGGAUUACGAACAGUGAUGGGUGAUGAGAGUAAAAUCCUCUUUUUGUGCUUUGUGGUUUUGAAGAAUGUAUAAAAGCAUAGGCCUGGAUGGUAUCAAGGGGUUUUAAUUUUCCCAAAGCCUCUAGAAGAAACCACCCAGGACGCUGAUGUAAAGAUUGUAGGUUAUAGAUCAUAAUUGUGAAGGGGUCUGUAAUUCCCCUAUGCUGGUUUAGUUACUGGAGUUGUUAGUCUGGAUCAAUAUUUCUUAAUGUGUGAAGAGAAUGAUCAAGUCUUAGCCCUAGUAUGAUUUUGUCUUUUUACUCUAAAAAUUCUUGUACAUAUGUCAAAUGUUAGGGCUCUGUCCCCUUUCCAAAAAUUAUAUGAAUGCCUGUGCUAUAUUCUUUGUAAGUAAAAAAGCUUGAAAAUUCUACCAUUACUUGUCAACAUAUCAGACUGUUUUUAAUGCUGUCUUUAUUAGAAAUGUGAAAGUUGAAACAUUUCAUUAAAUCAAAUUGAAAUUC
Molecule: messenger RNA, 8313 nt
Organism: Periophthalmus magnuspinnatus
Lineage: Eukaryota; Metazoa; Chordata; Actinopteri; Gobiiformes; Gobiidae
Gene: ralgapa2
Product: Ral GTPase activating protein catalytic subunit alpha 2
Exons: 40
Coding region: 162-6137 (1991 amino acids)
Biological process (GO): positive regulation of GTPase activity; regulation of small GTPase mediated signal transduction
Cellular component (GO): nucleus; cytoplasm
Molecular function (GO): GTPase activator activity
Source: RefSeq, a predicted model, not a curated record